Messenger RNA from Paramisgurnus dabryanus, 7829 nucleotides. It is a transcript of the gene gbf1, whose product is annotated as golgi brefeldin A resistant guanine nucleotide exchange factor 1. Gene Ontology annotation, molecular function: guanyl-nucleotide exchange factor activity. Gene Ontology annotation, biological process: regulation of ARF protein signal transduction. The record is from RefSeq and is a predicted model, not a curated record. NCBI's taxonomy places the organism in Eukaryota, Metazoa, Chordata, Actinopteri, Cypriniformes, Cobitidae.
ACCAUUUCCACGUCAGUAAGUUUGCCUGUGGAGGAGAUUACCCUACCGGUGACAGAAUAUCAAUCUAAUUUUCUGCUAUAACAGACAAACAUCAGGGCAUGACAACUCUUCGUGGACCUGUUUAAAUAUACAUGAUGGACAAGAAUAUAUACAUUGUUCAAGGAGAGAUUUCUAUUGUUGUUGCUGCUAUCAAGAGGAACUCCAGAUGGAGUACCCAUACUCCUUUGGAUGAAGAACAGGACCCACUUCUCAACAGCUUCAGCAACUUGAAAGAGAUUCUCAAUAACAUAAAAGAUCUCUCUGAUGUGGAGCCCAAUGUGUUCCUUCGACCUUUUCUGGAGGUCGUUCGUUCAGAGGACACAACUGGACCAAUCACGGGCCUUGCUCUCACCUCUGUCAACAAGUUCUUGUCAUAUGGCCUUAUAGAUGCCAAUCAUGAAGCGGCAGCAGAGGGCAUCGAGAACAUGGCUGAUGCUGUCACACAUGCGAGAUUUGUAGGUACAGACCCGGCGAGCGAUGAAGUGGUGCUGAUGAAAAUCCUUCAGGUUUUGAGGACUUUGCUGCUGACUCCAGUAGGAGCCCAUCUGACUAAUGAGUCCGUUUGUGAGAUCAUGCAGUCCUGUUUUCGUAUAUGCUUUGAAAUGAGAUUAAGCGAGUUGCUGAGAAAGUCAGCUGAACACACGUUGGUGGACAUGGUGCAGCUGCUGUUCUCCAGAUUACCACAGUUCAAAGAAGAGGCCAAGAGUUAUGUAGGAACUAACAUGAAGAAGAUCCCAGGCUGUAUUCUGGACACACAGGAUUUUAUUUAUGCAGAUCAGCCUAGAAACGCCAAUCAGACGGGCUUAGAGAGGCUAAAGAUGAGAGCCGGGGGAAUGAGCGAGUCGUCCAAGUGGAAGAAGCAAAAGCGAUCACCCCGACCCCCUCGUCACAUGGUGCGCAGUGCUUCAGGGCAAAUGGAUCCAGCCCAGUCCAGUACUCUUACCAACAACCUCUCGGGUGGAGUUCCAUUCAUAGAACAGCAGAGUGGAGUUUCCCUCGCUCUUCCAGGUCCAGACAGUGCAACUUCCUCUAUCUCCAGCCCUACUGAUAGUGGCAUGGACGCUGACUCAAAAACCACCUCUAAGGAAGAUCUCACAGACCUGGAGCAGAGCAGCUCAACGGCCACCACUCCUGUAACGCCUUCUGGAGAGUCAGGCCGACUAGAAUCACAGUCUGAGGCCAGGGGAGUCGAGCAUGCCCAGUCGGCAUCAGUGGAAUCCAUUCCUGAAGUCCUGGAAGACCGAGACUUGCUGGCUGACCAGUCAGAUUCGGCAUCCAUCCAUGAUAUGGAUUACGUAAACCCUAGAGGAGUGCGCUUCAUGCAGUCCACCCAGAGAGAAGGUGCUGCUCUAGUCCCGUACGGACUUCCGUGUCUGAGAGAGCUCUUCCGGUUCCUCAUCUCUCUCACUAACCCACAUGACCGGCAUAACUCGGAUGUGAUGAUGCACAUGGGCUUGCAGCUGUUGAACGUGGCCCUAGAAGCUGCUCACAUUGCACCCUAUCAGUCACUCCUCUGUCUGGUCAAAGAUGAGCUCUGUAGGCACCUAAUACAGUUGUUAAACAUAGAUAGAAUGAAUCUGUACACCGCCUCCAUACGCGUUUGCUUUCUUAUAUUCGAAAGCAUGAGGGAGCAUCUGAAGUUUCAGCUUGAGAUGUACCUGAAGAAGCUGAUGGACAUUAUUACCUCAGAAAACCCUAAAAUGCCCUACGAAAUGAAGGAGAUGGCCCUUGAGGCUGUCGUACAGCUCUGGAGAAUCCCCAGCUUUGUUACAGAGCUCUAUAUAAAUUAUGACUGUGAUUUUUACUGCUCCAACCUGUUUGAGGACCUCACCAAACUUCUUUCCAAGAACGCCUUCCCAGUGUCUGGGCAGCUCUAUACAACCCAUCUCCUGUCUCUUGAAGCCCUGUUGACUGUGAUUGACAGCACAGAGGCUCACUGUCAGGCCAAAGUGCUAAACAGUGAUGCACAGCAGGACCAAUCAGAAUCAACGACAGGAGAAGCCAACGGUUCGGUUAACACACUCACAGAUUCAACCACAGAGGCUGGCAAAUCCAUACCCAAUGGGCAGAAUAGUGUGGUAUCAGAGGCCAACUCUGGUCCUCCAACCAGUGGUCAUCUGAUGGCAGAGAAGAUGAGAUUAGGUAGACAGGACCAGGAAGAGUCUGACUCAGCAGAGAAGAAAAGCCCUACAAAGCCACAACGUUUUACCAGCUGUCUGCCAGGUUCUCAGGAACUUUUAGAGAUCAAGAACAAGAAGAAGCUUCUCAUCGCCGGUACGGAGCAGUUCAAUCAGUCUCCAAAGAAAGGCAUUCAGUUCCUCCAGGAGAAAGGCCUGCUCAGCAGUCCAAUGGACAAUAAUGAGGUGGCCCAGUGGCUGAAAGAAAAUCCCCGUCUGGACAAGAAGAUGAUCGGAGAGUUCAUAAGCGACCGCAGAAACACAGACCUGCUGGACAGUUUUGUCAACACGUUCACCUUCCAAGGACUGCGCAUAGACGAAGCUCUCCGCUUGUAUCUGGAGGCAUUCCGUCUUCCCGGCGAAGCACCCGUCAUUCAUCGUCUCCUGGAAACCUUCACGGACAACUGGCACAAAGUGAACGGUAAUCCCUUCCUGACCAACGAUGCUGGCUUCGCUCUGGCUUACGCAGUCAUCAUGCUAAACACAGACCAGCACAACCAUAAUGUUCGUAAGCAGAACAUCCCUAUGACUGUAGAGCAAUUCAAGAAGAAUCUGAAAGGCGUGAACGGAGGGAAUGACUUUGAUCAAGACAUGCUGGAAGACAUCUACAAUGCCAUCAAGAAUGAGGAGAUUGUGAUGCCCGAUGAGCAGACGGGACUGGUAAAGGAAAACUAUGUGUGGAGUGUUCUGCUGCACAGAGGGACAUCACCCGAAGGGCUCUUCCUCCAUGUGCCAGAUAGCAGUUACGAUCGUGACCUCUUCACCAUGACUUGGGGACCCACUAUUGCCGCCCUCUCCUAUGUUUUUGACAAGAGUCUGGAUGACACAAUCAUUCAGAAGGCCAUUGCUGGGUUUAGGAAAUGCGCCAUGAUAUCUGCACACUACGGCUUCAGCGAUGUUUUUGACAACUUAAUCAUUUCACUCUGCAAGUUCACUACGCUCAGCUCCGAGUCUGUAGAGAACCUGCCGACCGUGUUUGGCAGUAACAGGAAGGCUCAAAUCGCUGCCAAAACUGUGUUCAGUCUGGCCCAUCGUCACGGUGACAUCUUACGAGAGGGAUGGAAGAACAUCAUGGACUCCAUGUUGCAACUCUUCAGGGCCGAGCUGUUACCCAAGUCCAUGGUCGAGGUUGAGGACUUUGUGGACCCGAAUGAGAAGAUUUCUUUACAGCGUGAAGAAACGCCAUCAAACAGGGGUGAGUCCGCCGUAUUGAGCUUUGUGAGCUGGUUAACGUUAAGUGAGCAGUCUGGAAACAGAGGCCCAUCCACUGAAAACCAAGAAGCCAAACAAGCUGCUAUCCUCUGCAUAAAGCAAUGUGACCCAGAGAAACUGAUCACAGAAAGCAAGUUCCUGCAGCUGGAGUCUUUACAGGAGCUCAUGAAGGCUCUCAUCUCUGUGACCCCUGAUGAGGAAACGUAUGAUGAAGAAGAUGCUGCUUUCUGUCUAGAGAUGCUUUUGCGUAUCAUUCUUGAAAACAGGGAUAGGGUAUCGUGUGUAUGGCAGACGGUACGGGAUCACUUAUAUCAGCUGUGUGUCCACGCUAAUGAGAGCUGCUUCCUGGUGGAGAGAGCUGUCGUGGGAUUGCUCAGACUUGCGAUACGUUUGCUGCGCAGAGAGGACAUCGGCUCACAGGUUCUUCUGUCUCUUCGCCUGCUGUUGAUGAUGAAGCCUCACGUUCUGUCCAGAGUCUGUAGAGAGGUCGCCUACGGCUUACACGAGUUACUUAAAACCAACGCUGCCAACAUACAUUGUACUGACGACUGGUACACGCUCUUUUCCCUUCUGGAAUGCAUCGGGACUGGGGUCAAACCUCCGGCUGCUUUGCAGGUUGCCAACAGCAGCCCAGACAACGACACGGGUGCUCAGUCAGACAGUGAGCUAAGCUCAUAUCACCACAGUGAAGUCAGUCUUGACCGAGGCUACACGUCUGACUCCGAAGUUUACACCGAGCAUGGCAAGUCCAGAUUACCUCGUUCGGCUACAGAUGUCGAUGUGGGGUGGCUUGUGGUGGGCAAAGAUGACCUGGAUGGUAGUAAGACAGCGGUGGUCCCUGCUCCAAAGGCCCUGCUCCCUGCUCUCAUUAACCAGUACAGUUUAACUCUCGGAGUAGACAUGGGUCUGCAUGACACCAAGUCCCUCAUCAAGUGCGUGGAUUCGCUUUCCUUCAUCGUGCGCGAUGCCGCCCAUGUCACACCGGAAAACUUUGAGCUUUGUGUUAAAGCCAUACGAGUGUUCGUGGAGGCGAGCCUCAACGGAGGGUACCGCACACACGAGAAGAAAAAGAUUCACAAAUAUGACUCCAAAAGCCGGCUCAGAAAGAAGCCAAGGGACAAGGAAGGCGCAUCACGACGAGCCAAAACGUCCAGUCAGCGGCCCGCCCGUUCCCAUAGCGACGAUGAGGAAGAUGAGGGCGUGCCGGCCAGUUACCACACGGUGUCUUUUCAGGUUAGUCUGGACUUGUUAGAUCUGAUGCAUACACUGCACACACGAGCAGCCGGCAUCUACAGCUCUUGGGCAGAGGAACAGCGCCAUCUUGAGACCAGUGGCAGAAAGAUCGAGGCGGACUCUCAGACUCUAUGGUCCAGCUGCUGGUGUCCUCUGCUUCAAGGCAUGGCAUGGUUGUGCUGUGACGCACGAAGACAAGUGCGCAUGCAAGCGCUUACCUACCUGCAGAGGGCGCUGCUGGUUCAUGACCUGCAAACUCUGGACGCUGUGGAGUGGGAAUCUUGUUUCAACAAGGUCCUGUUUCCUUUGCUCACCAAACUCUUAGAUAACGUCAGUCCAGCCGAUGUGGGCGGUAUGGAGGAGACCAGGAUGAGGGCAUGCACGCUGCUUUCUAAAGUGUUCCUACAGCAUCUCUCUCCCCUGCUCUCUUUGCCCACAUUUGCUGCCCUCUGGCUCACCAUUCUGGACUUCAUGGACAAGUACAUGCAUGCUGGUUCCAGCGACCUGCUGCUGGAAGCGAUCCCUGAAUCUUUGAAGAACAUGCUGUUGGUGAUGGACACCGCAGGGAUCUUUCACAGUGCAGACUCUCGUACAGGUUACUCGGACCUGUGGGAAAUCACCUGGGAGAGAAUUGACUGUUUCCUGCCCCGACUCAAAGAAGAGCUCUUCAAACAAGCUGUCAUUCAAGAACAGGUCUGUAAUGUUCCUGCGGAGCCCGUCCCACCCCCUAUCGCUGUUACGCCAGCCUCUCCCCCAGUGCCAGCCCCAUCGCCAGUGCCAGCGGCUCCUGCAGAGCCAAACGUCCCUAGCAGACCUACAUCACCUCAGGAUAUCCCCACACCUAGUGCCAACGGAACAGAUAGAUCAUCUCCAGUACCUCCUUCGACACCUCCCAUGGCCACUCCGUCAAAGAUGAGUUCUGCAGAAGCCCCGCCCCCUCUCAGUCAGUCUCCACUUAUCCUACAGCCCCUCGCAUCGCCACUGCAAGUGGGCGUGCCCCCAAUGUCUCUGCCAAUCAUUCUGAACCCUGCUCUUAUAGAGGCCACCUCACCUGUGCCCCUGCUGCCCCGGCCCACAACCGACUGACCCAGCCGUCAGAUAAAAGGCACGAGAGUGUUGUGACGUUUUAAGGAAUAAAACCCAUCUUAUUCCACCGUUCUCCUGUCUGCUUACACGCUCCUUCACACUAUUAAAUGAAAUGAAACAGCAGGACGUGGAAUAAGAGAGCGUGAGACAGAGGACAUUGAUUUGCAUGGUUGAAGAAACACCCAGAUCAUUUGGACUUUGAACGUCCUUCGGUUAGAUGUGCUACAUAAAUAACAAUAUUUAUUCAAACCAGAAAGGUGCCACUGAAAAUAUGAAGGGCAGUUUUAUUAUUGAUGGGAUUUGAUUUAUUUCCGAGUCAAGGCUAACAGUACCCGUCUGCACAGAUUUUAAUUUCUUUCUCCUGAGAUUUACUCAGGCGCUGAUCACAGAGAAUGUCUAAUUGGGACCGCAUGCAAAGCGGGUUCAGCAAAAGAAACCAUAAGAAACCGUUCAAUCAUUACAGCUUUAAUCACAGUUCAAACUAAAUGUAAACUGUACGGUAAUGAAGAAAACAAUUUACAGGACGUUUCUUUGGCUUUUACAUUCGUUUUGCCAUAAUUGGUCCAAAGACGGAGUUACAUAGCAGCAGCCACUUGUAUUUUCCAGUAAUGAAUCGUUGAUGGCAGACAUUUGUGGAUUAUUUCUACAAAAUGGUCCUUUUGGAUAAAAACGCUGUAAUUGCAGCUUGUGUCUAGUAUGACUGGAGAUGCCCUCAAUUUAUUUUGCGCACCACUACUACAUUCCACCCUUGUUCAUUUUCAAUCGGUUUUCUGUUUUUCCAUUAUGAAAUCAUACAGCAGAUUUCUAAAAAUGUCAGGUUUUUAUCUUAUUCUAUGUUUUUUUAUUCAUAAGUUGUCUUAAAGAGAGAUCAUAGUGUUUCUCAUGCUGUCUGCUGUAUCAUUUUGGCAGUUCUGACCUUUAAAGACUUCCAGAAACUUCUUAAAGCCAAAUAUCAAAAUCACCCCCAUGAUUUAAACACCCUCAAACCAUCCGUGAUACAUAUGUCCAUCAUAUUUAGACAAACACAUUUAGAGUUAUUUUAGUAAAUGUCCUUGCUUUUCCAAGCUUUAUAAUGGUAGAUAUCAGGGAUCAGGGAACAACUUCUGACUUUAAACCUCAAAAAAGUGCAUUCAUCCUUCACAGUAGUCCACAUGUUCCAAGGGGUUAAUUUUUGUACGAAAAAUAUCCAUAUUUCAAACUUUAUAAACUAGCUUCCGGUAGUGACGCCAUCUUGGAUUCACAAGCGAGAUUACCCGCAAAAAACCUUUAUUAACCUCUUGUGGCCAUGUGGAUUACUUCUGUGAAGGAUUGAUGCACUUUUUUGGGGUUUGAUGUCAGAAGUUGUUCCCUGAUUUCUCCAACUAUAAAGCUUGGAAAAAGCAAGGGCAUUUACUAAAAUAACUCCAAAUGGGGUGAGUAAAUCAUGGGUUAAAUUUGAUAUUUUCCUGGAGUAUCGCUUUAAGUCCUGCAAAAAAAAUAACACGUAGAUCAGUCCGGGCACUUUCAGAUGCACACUACAGAGGCCCUUCUUUGCAGUAAUAAUGCAUAACCUCUUUAUUUAUGGUUUAUCUCUAACUAUUAACCACUUCAUGAACCUGAGAAGUUCAUCCUUAAAGGAGCUAAAAAAGUCCCUUAUUCAAAAUGUAAUCGUUCUCAGGCCAUCAGCUUGUUUAAGUCAAGACCAGCUUAUUUGUUUCAAAAGAAUAGUUACAGUAUAUAGUGCAUCUGACAGUGAACAAUAUGUGAUCCUGACAGAAACUACUGGUGGUUUCACCUUCAUGGCUCAAGAAACUGUAGAUUUUAAGGAAUAAUAUUCUAAUUUAAUAUAGAUCGUCACUGCCUUACUUUAGAGAAAGCAGUCUUUAAAUGGCGCUGACACAAACCUAACACGUGUCAGAAGUGAAACAGACAUUGUCUUUUCUUUGUUUGCCUCUUGUUGUACUGCAUUCUUAGAUACAGCCGGAGCUAAAUCUGUAGUCAACAGUUCAUUCAAUGAAACUUAUCAGUGUAUAUAUAUACAUAUAUGAAUAAAAGUAAAUGUACUUUUUACAGUGUAAUAAAUAUAUAUGGUAAAAAUUAUAA